Molecule: messenger RNA, 17534 nt
Organism: Megalops cyprinoides (Indo-Pacific tarpon)
Lineage: Eukaryota; Metazoa; Chordata; Actinopteri; Elopiformes; Megalopidae
Product: protein piccolo-like
Exons: 31
Coding region: 276-17114 (5612 amino acids)
Biological process (GO): protein localization to synapse; presynaptic active zone assembly
Cellular component (GO): axon; glutamatergic synapse; GABA-ergic synapse
Molecular function (GO): metal ion binding; structural constituent of presynaptic active zone; protein binding
Source: RefSeq, a predicted model, not a curated record
GAUCACCUGUCAGAGGAGGAACAUGCGCGUUGGUGGUUGAGCGCUGGGAGAGGUUUUGGACUUGGGGCUCUGUAACCUCCAUCCACGGCAGCAGGGAUGUGAGCGACGAACGGCGGAGGUUGCCGGAUCAGGGCUGACUAAACAUGGACGGAUAAUUCGAGAUGCGAAGCAGGAAGAGAAGUCGAAUCGCAACCGGAUUUCUGCUGAUAAAAAACACGCUCCUUCCGAAUUCGUCUGGCGUAAUUUAAAAAAAAGGGGGUGGGGGGGGGUCGGUCAUGGGGAACGAAGCGAGUCUCGAGGGUGGAGAAGGGGGACUCGCUGGAUUACCAGAAGGGGUUGCGUCCGAUGGCAAGGGGGGCUUCAUCCAGAUCCCCGCCGGAAUGGAGGCGAAUCUGAGCCAUUUGAGCGAGGAGGAGAGGAAACAGAUCGCAGCUGUAAUGUCAAGGGCGCAAGCGAAGCCGCCGGGAACCGCCAGCGGUGCUCCGUCGCAAAGGAAACCAGAGGUAAAUGCGAACCAUCAGCCGAGGCAGCCAGGGAAACCCACUGCCCAGGGGCCUUCUGGGAUCAGCAAGAGCCGCACGGUCGAUGCCCUCAAACCAGGCCCGGCAGCCAGACAGGCCGCACCAGGGAAGAGCCCCUCCUCUGUCAGCCUUUUAGAGUCCCGUGCCAGGCAGGAGGCCAAAGAGCAGCCCAGGACCGGCAUGUUUUCCUCCAACUUCCUGAGCGGGGCUAACCCCCUGAGCGCCGUCUCCUCUGCCGUCAACAAGUUCAGCCUUUUUGGAGACGAGCCGGAGGAGGAAGAGGAGGCCAAGCAGAAGCCGCAGCAGCAGCAGCAGCAGGCCGCAAAGCCUGCGGGACAGAAGCCUGGGCCCGACAAGGCCCCCCAGCAGGGUCCUCCCAAACAGGGCCAAGCAGCCCCUCAGCAAAAAGCUCCCCCUCAGCAAGGCCCUGGAAAACCUGGACCCCAACAGCAGGGCCCUCAAGGGUCUCCAAAGCAAGGUGGGCCUCAACAGCAGGGCCCCCAAGGGCCUCCAAAGCAAGGUGGACCCCAACAGCAGGGCCCCCAAGGGCCUCCAAAACCAGGUGGCCCUCAACAGCAGGGCCCCCCAGGGUCUCCAAAGCGAGGUGGGCCUCAGCAGCCUCCAAAACAAGGUGGGCCUCAACAGCAGGGGCCCCAAGGGCCUCCAAAACAAGGCGGGGCUCAACAACAGGGCCCUAAAGGGACUGGAACUCCAGCAGCUGGGCCUGCAAAGGCCGCGCCGGCCUCACAGGGGCCCGGUAAAGCGGAGCCGGGGAAAGCUGGAGCCGCAGGGCAGAAGCCACUCUGCCCGCUCUGUAAGAGCACCGAGCUGAACCAGAACACCAAGGAGCAGCCCAACUACAACACCUGCACACAGUGCAAGACAGUGGUCUGCAGUCUCUGCGGGUUCAGCCCACCUGACUCAGCGGGGAAAGAGUGGCUGUGCCUAAACUGCCAGAUGCAGCGAGCGCUCGGAGGCAUGGACCCCCCCGGACCCCCCAUGGUGAAGCUCCAGCCCAAGCAGACCCCCGCGUCCGGCUCCCCCCAGAGGAAGCAGGCCGCUCCGGCAGCCCAGCCCCCAAAGGCCGAGCCCGUCAAAGCCGCCGAGACCAAGCAGGCCCCCCCGCUGGCCAAACAGCAGGCGACCCCGCCCGCGACCCCGCUGGCCAUGCAGAAAGGGCCCGGCCCGGCGGCGGGACAGGCCAAGCCAGCAGAGGCACAGGGGCCCCCGAAAACAGCAGCAGCUCAGAAACCGGGAGAGCAGCCUGGCCCGGCCGGGGGCAAGCAGCCUAACACGGGAUCCCAAUCCCCCACUCCUGUCCAAAAACAGGACGCUGCCAAGGCAGCACAGCAGCCCCCCCAGAAACAACCCCCCCAACAACAACCCCCCCAGCAACAGCCUCCCCAGCAACAGCCCCCCCAGCAACAACCCCCCCAACAAACAACCCCCCAGCACCAACCCCCCAAGCAAAUGCCUCCCCAGCAACAAACUCCCCCCCAGCAAAAGCCUCCCCAGCAAAAGCCCCCUCAGCAACAAACUCCCCAGCAAAAGCCGCCUGAACAACAACCCCCCCAAAAACAACCCCCCCAACAACAAACUCCCCAGCAACAACCCCCCCAGCAAAAGCCCCCUCAACAGCAGCCCCCACAACAACAACAACCCCCCCAGCAAAAGCCCCCACAACAGCAACCCCCACAGCAAAAGCCCCCACAACAGCAACCCCCACAGCAACAACAACCCCCUCAGCAAAAGCCCCCACAACAGCAACCCUCACAGCAACAGCAACCCCCACAGCAACAACAACCCCCUCAGCAAAAGCCCCUACAACAGCAACCCUCACAGCAACAGCAACCCCCACAGCAACAACAACCCCCUCAGCAAAAGCCCCCACAACAGCAACCCUCACAGCAACAGCAACCCCCACAGCAACAACAACCCCCUCAGCAAAAGCCCCUACAACAGCAACCCUCACAGCAACAGCAACCCCCACAGCAACAACAACCCCCUCAGCAAAAGCCCCCGCAACAGCAAGGACAGCCCGCAGGAGGGGCACCAAAAAUGGAUCCCAAAUCCAGCCGUCCGCCUCAGCAACAGACACCAAAAGCCAGCCCCGGCCCCUCUCCUGCCAAAUCCGCACCCCCACAACAGGCCCAGCCCCCCAAGCAGGAGUCCGGCUUCUUCGGCCUGAGCUUUGGCGGGUCAAAGCACCAGCCCGCCGCCGCCCAGCCCGCCGAGUCUGUCUCCGGGAAGCUGUUUGGGUUUGCGGGAUUCGGCGACACAGCCAAACCUGCCGCCGCGGCUGCUCCGCCCACCGAGUCCGUCUCGGGGAAGAUGUUCGGCUUCGGCUCGUCCAUCUUCAGCUCGGCGUCCAACCUGAUCACCUCAGCCGUGCAGGACGAGCCCCCCUCCACGCCGCCAACCGGGCACAGGAAGCCGGCCGCGCCGGACACCAAAGCCGCGGCUGCGCAGAAACCGGAGCAGCCCCCGCCUGCCGCGGCCCCGCCUCCCGCUCAGGAGAAGAAGUCCGCCCCCGCGAAAUCUGACAAACCCGCGUCGGAACCUCCGAAGGGGGCGGGGCCUCCGAAAGGGGCCGACCCCUCCCCUCCGCCUCCCAAACCUGCGCAGGUGACCUGCCCGCUCUGCAAGGUGGAGCUGAACGUGGGAUUGGACGGCCCUCCCAACUACAACACCUGCACCGAGUGCAAGAACACCGUCUGCAACCUCUGUGGAUUUAAUCCCAUGCCUCACCUCUCUGAGAACGAGUGGCUUUGUUUGAACUGCCAGACCCAAAGGGCCCUUGCUGGGCAGCUGGGAGACAUGGGAAGGAUGCCUCCACCAAUGCCUGCACCCACAAAGCCGGCUGCCCAGCAGCCUGCAGGGCCCAAGAGCCAGCCAUCACCAGCCAAGCAGCCAACACCACAGCCCACCACACAGGUCACCACGGAAAAAGCCCUAUCUAAACCUGCACCUGACCAACCAAAGAAAGACCUGGUAAAGGCGGGGCCCCCUCCUGCUGCUGCCACUCCGGUUGCGGCUGCUCUGGGCAAGGGUACCACAACAGCUGCCGCGGCGGAUCGGACGCCGCCGCAGAAGCCCACAGACGCUGCCGCCAGCACAGCAGAAAGAAAACAACAGGAGAAGAAGGUUGAAGUAGUAGCAACAGAGAAGGGAAUAAAGCAACCGGAGGGAGAUGCUAAGAAGGUAGUAUCAGGCCCACUGCAAACACCAGACAAGGGGAAAGGAGAAGGUAAAUCUGACACCUCAGGUUCUUCACAUCAGAAGAGUCCUCAAGGCUUAAGUGACACAGGGUACUCAUCGGAAGGCAUCUCAGGUUCGUUGGGUGAAAUUCCUGCAGUCAUUCCAGCCAGCAAGAAGGAAGUGGUGACAGAAACUGUCCAGAAGGAUAUAGUCAUGGAAGAUACAAGUCCAACAAGUCCCUCAGACCUAGCCAAGUUAGAAAGUACAGUGCUUCCAAUAUUAGAAGCUCAGGCAAACACACUCGAGAAAGAGGAUCCACACAGCCGACACAGGUUGAAAGUGUUACCAAUUUCAUCGGAAUCAUACAGCUCGGGAGAGGAAGAACUUCAAGGAGUCCACGAGGAGGAUGCAUCUCUUGCAAAGGAGACUGCCAGCGAUACUGGGCCCAGAAAGGACCGCAAAAAACUGUCUCUGCUGCCUGAAGCAGCCCCAGGGAGGAGGCAGCGGUCGGAUUCAGUUGAGGACAGCAGUGAGAGUGAGCCCUCGCCCAUACUGCAGAGGAGACGGAAAGUCAGCAGCACAUCAACCAGCAGCGAGGACUACACGAAAGAAAGCCCGAGCUCUGCCGAUGAGGAGGAGUUUAUCCGGAAACAAAUCAUGGAGAUGAGUGCGGACGAGGCCGUGUCACCCUCAAAUGAGGAGAAUUACAUUCGGAAACAGAUCCGGGAACAGCAGCAGCAACGUGAGCAGGAGGAAAGGAAGGCCGAAGUGACAAGUACGCCUAGGAAAUCAAAACAGCUCCCCACCAAAACCAGUGAAGAAGAGGAGCCCAGCAGGCUGACUUUGCUGCAAGAGGACAAGACGCAAGAACACCAGGUCUCUGACGCCAAAGUGAGUGAGCCCACAAGUGUAGAUGGUGAGGGGGGUGGGGUGGCUGUCCGUCGCUUCAAAAUGAUUGAGCUUAAUAACAGCACCGCCACCCCUUACAAAGCAGGAGCCCCAGAACGACAGUCCACUGAAGAGGGUGAGCAGGAGAUGGAGAGCCUCACUGAUUCUCCUGAGGACAGAUCAAGAGGCGAGGGGUCCUCCAGUCUCCAUGCAUCAAGCUUCACUCCAGGGACAUCUCCCACCUCCGUGUCCUCACUAGAUGAGGACAGUGACAGCAGUCCGAGCCACAAGAAAAUGAGCAGUGAGGGCAAGCACAGGAAGUCCCGGCACAGACAACAUGGUCAGGUGCUCCCGACCAUUGAGGACUCCUCUGAAGAGGACGAGCUGCGAGAGGAAGAGGAACUACUCAGGGAGCAGGAAAUGCAGCGAGAGGUGGACCAUCAGCAGCAGGUGAAAAGGGGCUCCAGCAAAAAGUCCAAGAAAGACAAAGAGGAGUUGCGAGCACAGAGGAGGCGUGAACAUCCAAAAACGCCACCGAGCAACCUCUCCCCCAUUGAGGAUGCAUCACCCACAGAAGAGCUACGGCAAGCGGCGGAGAUGGAAGAGCUCCAUAAAUCAUCUUGCUCCGACUAUUCUCCAAGUAUCGAGUCUGAACCUGAAGGUUUUGAGAUUAACCCUGAGAAGAUCCUCAGUGUUCAGAAAGAAUACCAGCUUCCAACAUCGGCCCCACUCUAUUCUCCAACUGAUGAGCCACAAAUUGAUACAACCAAAGAUUCUACUGGAAAAAUGUUAAAAAGUGCUGAUGAGGCCUACGAGGAGAUAAUGCAGAAAGCUAAAGCUCUUCAAUCUAAGAAGGAGAUAGAGGCUCCACCUCAGAAAGAGCCCCUUUAUGGUGGUAUGCUUAUCGAAGACUACAUUUAUGAGUCAUUAGUAGAAGAGCAUGAAACCAUGGACGCAAGCUAUGUGCCUCCACAAGACUCAAGCAAGAUCUCAGUUCAAGAACCCAUGAAGAAGCUGAGGUCACCAGAUGAGGUGUAUGAAGAUAUGAUGCAAAAAAGGAAAGAGAUUAUGCUUAAAGAACAAGUGGCCCAACAAACACAACCAGGAAAGGAAACACCUCAGCCAGAGCCUGUUUUGCCACCCGCCUCUGGUGAGUCUUGCUAUGUUAGCAUUUCUGUAGGUGACACUGCACCCUCAGGAAAGAAUGGGAAACCACUGCUAGAUGCUGAGGCUGCAUAUGAAGAACUAAUGAAGCGACAGAGAGCUAUGCAGACACCUGGAUCCAGUCCAACCCAGCCAGCCCCUGACCUGCGUGAUUCACCAGAGGUUAUUGUCAUUUCCUCUGGAAGUGGUGAUGAAGAUGCUCAAGAAGAAUCCAUUAUAUCAGCUCCUGACAGUAGUGAAGAGCCUAGUGCAGAUGCAUCAACUGUUUCUUCUGAUGCCUCACCCAAUAGAGCGCUCUAUCCUAUACCUGACCUGAAAAUUACGCAGUGCUCCUCUGGGGAGGAAGAUGUCGAAGAAGAAGACAGUGAAGUUCAGAGGGAGGAGCCAGUUGCCUCAUCAGACAUCCCACAACCUGAUCAAAGGGUAAUCAAAGAAGAGGAAGUAUUAUCCGAAUGUGCUGUGUUUACACCUGCACCAAUGAUGGAUAACACUGAUACAGAGCCUAUAUCAGUUGUCUGUGAAGUUCCACAGCCAAUGGCAAUUCCAGACUCAGUCCCACCUGCUGAGAUAGCUGCAACACCAGCUCCAGUUCCAACUCCACUUGCAGCUCCACCUCCAACUCCAGUUGCAGCUCCAGCUCCAGUUCCAGCCAAAGCCAACUCCAGACACAGUACCAGCUACAGAGAUAGCUGUAACACCAGCUCCAGCUCCAACUUUAGUUCCAGCUCCAGUUGCAGCUCCAACUCCAGUUUCAGCUCCAGUCCCUACUCCAGCUCCUGUGCCAGAGCCAACUUCAGACACAGUACCAGCUACAGAGAUAGCUGCAACUCCAGCUCCAGCUCCAGUCCCAACUCCAGUUGCAGCUCCAGCCCCAGUUCCAGCUCCAACUCCAGUUCCAGCUCCAACUCCAGUUUCAGCUCCAACUCCAGUUGCAGCUCCACCUCCAGCUCCAGUUUCAACUCCAGUCCCUACUCCAGCUCCUGUGCCAGAGCUCCAGCUCCAGUUCCACCUCCAGUUGAAGCACCUGCUCCAGCUCCAGUUCCCACUUCAGAGGUGAUAUCAGUUGUCUGUGAAGUUCCACAACCUAAGGCCACUCCAGACCUAGUCUUGGCUGAAGAACAAGUUCCGGUUCCAUUGUUAGCCACAGCUCCAGCUUCAGUUGUUUCUCCAAUUGAGGCUUCAGGCUUGACUCCAGCUCCAGAGCCAGCAUCAGUUAUUUCUGAAGUUCCCAAUGCCAUACUACAUCAAGCCCCACCUGCAGCACAAGUUUCAGCUCCAUCUCCAGUUUUAGAGCCGAUAUCAGUUGUUUACGAAGCUCCACAUCUUAAAUCCAUUCCAGAUGUUACAACUGAAGCUUCAGCUCCAGAUCUGGUUUCAGCUUCAGCCUCAGUAUCUGAUGUUUGCGAAGUUCCACAGCCAACAGUUCCGCCAGGUCCAAUUCCAACUCCAGCACCAGUGUCAACUGUAACCCCAAUUCCAACUCCAGUUCCAACUCCACAUUUGUAUUCAGAGCCAAUAUCUGUGGUUUGUGAAGUUCCACAGAUGAAGGCUUCCGCAGAGCCAAUUCCAGCACCAGUUUCAUCCCCAAUUCCAACUGUAGUUCCAGCUCCAUUUCCUGCAUUAAUUUCAGCUUCAGCUCAAGCUGCAACAUCAGAUUCAGAGAAAAUUUCUGUCGUUUGUGAAGUUCCACAGUCAAAAACCACUCCAGAUUCAGUUCCAGCUCCAGCUCACAUUCUAGUUCCAUCUGCAGAAUCAGUUUCAUCACCUGCACUAGAUUCAAUGCCAGCUCCAGCUUCUGUUCCAUCUCCAACCCCAGCCUCGCUAAGUCACACCCCACAACCACCCUUGCCUCCAUCAGUUGCUCCGACAGAGACUUUCACAGGUGCGUCAGCUGCAGAGACUGUCCCAUGUGUAAGUGCCACAGCAACAGCUGCAUAUUCAGUGACUUCAGCACCCUCCCUGCCCACACAAUCUGUAGUUGUAGACAUCCAACCCCGGGUGGAAGAUCCUACCUUGUCAAGGCCCUCAGUCGCACCAGUGGCUGUUUCAAGCACUGCUGCUCCACCUCCUCCCCCCAUUUGUCCCCCAGUCAUGCAGACUGCACAAGGACAUGUGGUUAUCUCAGUUCCUAGCAUGGAUAAUAUUUCUGCAAUUGCUAGCACUGCAUUAGUGACAACUACAUAUCCUGUGGUUGAAGCCACCAGUCAGAUUAGUUCAGCUCCUCCUGCUCUCAGUUCAUUCUCUAGCUCCACACCAGUUAUUUCUAGUGUUUCACCUAUACCCACUUUACCUCAGUAUGCUCCUGUAGUGUCCAGUGUUGUGUCAACCCCUGUUUCCUCCUACAUUUUGACAACUCAGCCUCUAACCUCUCCCCCACCGGUACCCCCCAAACCGGCUGCACUGCUCAGAGCCUCAUCUCAGGAAAGGGCAGACAUACCUGUCACCACACCUGCCCCUCCACCUUCACCCCCACCACUACCUCCCCCCACCGUGGCAAAGCAAGCCACCUACCCACAAAUGAGACCCCCAGUCAGUACGCCAGAGGUAGUUCCAGCUGCAGCAACAGUGCCUGUUUCAACAGCUAUAACAGUGGCACAAGCAGCAAUAUCAACUGCAGGUUUAAGUACUACAGUAAUGAGCUCAGUAGCCCCUACUUACAAACCUCAUAUACCACCGCCUGUACCGCCAAAACCUGCAUCCAUCCCAGCAGGAUUAAUGUUCAGUCACAAGCCAGGGGAAAGUGUGAGACCUCCUGUUUCCCCAAAGCCUGUGGUUGCCCAGCCAGCUUUAUCCAAUCAAAUUACAGCAGUGGUACAACCAAGACCUGCAGCCUCACUAAAUACUACUGAUAUGACACUGAAUCUGAGUGCCCCAACUGAAUACAAGCUGGGCGGAACAUCGCCUAAGUCUCCUUUGUCCCCUAGAUAUGGAAACUCUUUACAUGAAACUUAUGUGGUCAUCACAUUGCCAUCGGAACCUGGCACUCCUGUUGAAGGCGUUACAACCCAAGCUCCCUCCGGUCCAGCUGUGGUGUCCCCAUCAAGGCAGCUUGCACAAACAUUGCCUGCACAACCAGUGGCAUUUACUCAGUAUACAAAAUCUGUGGAAAGCCAAGAGAUACAGGGAACCGAGAAAGUAGUUUCAAGCAUGAGUCACAUGUUUUCCUCGAUUUCAGCAUCAUCACCGGCUGCCGUAACUUUGCCUAACGUUGUUGCCCAGGUUGUGACCACAGAGGUCCAAAGGACUACAGUGUCACUUGUGCGUGAAAGAAUGCCUGGAGAAUCCCCAGUUCUAGCGCCAAGAACUGCCAGUGUUGCCAUCACUAUUCCCCCAGAAACCGCUAAAACACCACCGAAGCCAAAGGAGAACGGGCGGAUGUACUAUUCCUCAGAUGUGGUCGAUCUUCGUACCCUGAGGCUCAAUGUUGAAAUGACUGACAAUGGGCUGGAUUUAUCCACCCCGGAUUCGAGGCGGCAGUCAUUCUCAAGCGACAGCAGCGGACGCCAAACAAGUGCAGUGCAGUCAGCGAUUGUGAAUCUCAGCGCAGAAUCAACACCAGUACCAACCCUGUCAGUUGUGACUGACAGCAUAACCAUUGUCACUUGCACAGCCACAAUAGCCUACAACAACAGCGCAGGUGAUCGACCACUAGACCUUGGCCAUGCUACAUCAAUGCCUCUGCAGCUCACAACCUGCAAGCCAUUUGAGCCUGUUGCCCAGAUAAUAUAUCGAUCUGUAAAUUCACAACCCACACCUGAUACGAAUGCAGACGCUCCUAUCAAUCUCUCCUUUGGAGCCCUUACAAACUUAGAGACAUUGGGGCCACCUGUGACAAUUGCCCCAGCAAGCAUAACCAAUGGCACCAGUCUUCCUGUCCAUGGAGAGUCAGGCGCAGUGGACCUGACCACCAGCAAACCAGUUCACACUAUGGUGGCUGUUGAGGGGUCUACUUCAGGUGUGGUCACCACCAUCAUUGAAGAUGACGGCAAGCCUGUGGAUCUGACAGCGGGGAGACGAACUGUUUGCUGUGACAUGGUGUACAGUCUUCCUUUCGCAGGGAUCUGCGGAACACCACAGCCACCAUCCUCACUGCCCGAGGACCGCUUCGGCUACAGGGACGACCAUUAUCUGUACGACCGCUCUGGGACCUACGGUACUAAAGGUGGCAUGAAAUCCUCCAUGUCCGAUACAAACUUAGCAGAGGCUGGGAUGUUCUUCAGCAAAAGCAAAAAUAGUUACGAGUAUCCUAACAGGGCCACAGAGGGUGCCGUAGACUUGACAUCUGGAAAAAUGCCCACAGGUGAAAUUAUGGACUACUCAAAGAAGGGUACGGGAGCCUAUCCUGGAAUGACAGUUCCUCAAUAUUCUCAAGCCAGGAUAACUCCUGCUGUGGGAACACACUUUGGUGUAAAUAGUCUCCUUAGGUCCUCAAAUGGAGUGGUCUACUCUUCCAUAGCAGCACCCGUUCCAUCAACAUAUGCAAUCACCACCCAACCAGGGUCAAUAUUUAGUACAACAUACAAUACCUUGCCGGGAAUACAAACUAUUGACACGAUGCCAACACUGUCAACUCUACAAGAUCAACACCUUCCACAGCUGUACAGUUACUUAUCCACCACAGCUGCAGAGCAAGACAGAGCCAUCCACGCGUCAAAGGAGGGCCUUCCUGCAGCUUUUGGUGAGAUUCUUCCAGCGACAAACAGCUAUGACUCGUACACCGACACGUCUCUGGAGGCCAUAGCAGCCUCCCUGGAGGCCCUGUCCUCUCCCCUGAUCUCGGGCUCGGAUGACGCCCAGCAGCAGUACCAGAUGGAGCGCGAGUUCCUGGAGCUGGAGAAGCUGAAGCAGCUGCGGCUGGCCGAGGAGCUGGAGUGGGAGCGGCUGGAGAUCCAGCGCUUCCGCGAGCAGGAGCAGCUCAUCCUCCAGAAGGAGCUGGAGGAGCUGCAGAGCAUGAAGCAGCAGCUCCUCCUGCAGCAGGAGGAGGAGCGGAAGGCCCACCUGCUGAUGCAGCAGGAGACCUACGCCCAGCAGCAGCUCCAGCUGGAGCAGAUCCAGAAGCUCCAGCAGCAGCUACAGCAGCAGCUGGAGGAGCAGAAGGUGAGACAGAUGUACCCGUACGGCUAUGAGGCGUCCGAGGGGGUCUCCCCCGCCCCCAGCUCAGAUCAGAUCCUGCUGGAGCCGCAGUAUGCAGGAGGACGUAACGGCCAGUACUGGCCAGUCCAGGAUGAUGCCACAACAUCGUCCUCAGUCACCGGAUUCGAGCUUCAACAAAGCACUACGUGGUACACGGUUCCCACAGAAGGCACCGCCCAGUACAUCACCAGCCUGCCAGGCUCCGAGGUGCCUCUGAAAGAGAGCGAGCAGCAGGCGCUUCCUCUGGUUACCCACAGAGUGCAGUACAGCGAGCACAGCACCGAGACACCCAACAAGAAGAUCGUAGACAGCGGGGUCCAGACCGAUGACGAGGACGGCGUGGACAAGGCCUACACGGGGAGGCGCAGGAGGAGCAAGAAGAGUGUCGACUCCAGCGUUCAGACGGACGACGAGGACCAGGACGAGUGGGACAUUCCCACCAGGAGCAGACGCAGGUCCCGGUCCAGCAAGCAGAGCUCCAAAGUGUCCAGCAUCGCGAUCCAGACAGUCGCUGAGAUAUCAGUGCAGACGGAUUCUUCUGGAACCAUCAAAAGGCCAUCGGUCCGGGCUCAGAUGGACACCAAGGUGGAUAUUGGAAAGCAUUCCCCCAGAGGAGGCGGCAUGAGUUCCGAAACAGACACGGGCUCCGGUAGGACAUCUCCCCAGAAAGACAAGAGUCGCCCAACUCCCUUAGAGAUAGGCUACACAACCCACCUGAGAGCCGACUCCUCCCUCCAAGUAGCACCUUCACCCCCCAAGUCCCCUAAAGUACUGUACUCUCCCAUCUCGCCCCUGUCCCCGAGCAAGUCAUUAGAAUUUGUUUCUUAUGAAAAAUCUGCUGGAGAUCAGAAAAUCCUGACUUCAGAGCCAUCCAAGCACCCUCCAAGUCCACGCACACUGAAGGCCAUGCAGCGGUCAAUGUCUGACCCAAAGUCCCUGAGUCCUACAUCAGAUGAGAGAUCGGGAUCUAAUUACCAGUAUUCGGAUGGCUACUCGAGCAAGGGUUCGCAAAGUGGGACUCCAUCGGGCACUCAGAAGAAAGUGAAACGCACUCUCCCGAACCCACCCCCAGAGGAGGAGACUGCCAUCAGCCAAUCCGGGUACAGCACCGGCUCGGCUCGCAGACGCCUCUGCAGGAACACCACCAUGGCCCGGGCCAAGAUCCUGCAGGACAUAGACAGGGAGCUGGACCUGGUCGAGCGGGAGUCCUCAAAGCUGAGGAAGAAGCAGGCCGAGCUGGACGAGGAGGAGAAGGAGAUUGACGCCAAGCUGCGUUACCUGGAGAUGGGCAUCAACCGGAGGAAGGAGGCCCUGCUGAAGGAGAGGGAGAAGAGGGAGAGGGCCUACCUGCAGGGUGUGGCCGAGGAGCGGGACUACAUGUCCGACAGCGAGGUCAGCAACAUCAGGGAGACAAGGGGGAACGGCCACGGGCGAGAGAGGCCGAGGACAGCCCCGCAGUCCGAGCUGAACCAGUUCAUCCCGCCGCAGACCCAGCCCGAGGCUCAGUACGCCCAGUCAGCGAGUCCUUACGGCCAGUAUCAAUACGUGCCCCAAACCCAGGCUGCCACGCAGUACCCCCAGCAGACUCUGUACCAGCAGCCCUCCCUGUAUCAUCAGCAGGUCUCUCCAUACCAGUCCCAGUCCGUCUAUUCAUCGGUGCCCAGUCUGUCCUACCCCCAGAGCUCCCACCAGCACGCCUCCCAGAUGCUGCUCAUGCAGCAGAAAGCCAGGCAGACCACGCUGUCCGACCUAGAGCCCAAGAUCACCACCAACUACGAGGUCAUCCGCAACCAGUCCCUCAUGAUGGGCCCCUCCUCCACGGACCCCACCUACGGCAUUCCGCACCUGGGGGGCAAGUACAGCAGCCUGGACCUGAGGCUGGGCCUGGAGGAGAGGGGCAGCAUGGCCAGCAGCCCCAUGUCCAGCAUCUCGGCUGACUCCUACUAUGCCGACCUCGACCACCACGCACCCAGGAACUAUGUCCUGAUCGACGACAUCGGCGAGCUCACCAAGGGCUCGGCGGGGCUGUCCUCCAGCUUCACCAUCCCCGACAAGGAUCUGGCCAAGGCCGACCGGCUGCUCCGGGCAGCGGAGGUGCGCCGGACUGCCGAGGUGUCAGACUUCCUGGGGCCCCUGCAGACGUCUUCGAGGCUCCACUCCUACGGCAAGCCGGAGGAGGACACCAUGGAGGAGCCCUACGAGCUCAAGCUCCUGAAACAGCAGAUAAAGCAGGAGUUCCGGCGUGGCACAGAGGGCUUGGAUCACCUGACCGGCCUGCCACACUACUACCCCGGAGAGACCACCUACCGGCACUUCCCCAAGGCUGAGAAGUACAGCAUCGGCAGGCUGACCCUGGAGAAGCAGGCUGCUAAGCAGCUCCCCGCCUCUGUGCUCUACCAGAAGCAGGCCAAGCAUAAAAAAGCCCUGAUGGAUCCCAAAAUCACCAAGUUCUCCCCCAUCCAGGAGAGCAGGGAUCUCGAGCCAGACUACAGCAGCUACCUGGCCUCCAGCACGUCCUCAGUCAGCGCUCUGUCAACCAGGGCGAGGCUCUUGCAGGACGAAAUCACGUUCGGGCUGAGGAAGAACAUCGCCGAGCAGCAGAAGUACCUGGGCUCCACCCUCGGAGCCAACCUGGCGCAGUCUCUGAACCUUGGGCAGACUCUGAACCUGGGGCCGACCAUGCGCUCCUCUCUCCACGAGGACGCCACGUACCCGAGCGGCAGCAGGUCGCGGCCGUCCUCGCGGCCCUCCUCCGUCUACGGCCUCGACCUUUCCAUCAAAAGGGACUCGUCCAGCUCCUCGCUGAGGCUGAAGCCGGAGGGGGAGCCCCUGGAUGCCUCUUUCACGGCCCCGACGGCGAGAGCCAAACCCACCAGCCUGCCCAUAAGCCAAAGCAGGGGGCGCAUCCCGAUCGUGGCGCAGAACUCCGAGGAGGAGAGCCCGCUGAGUCCGGUCGGCCAGCCGAUGGGCAUGGCUAGGGCCUCCGCCGGGCCCCUCCCGCCUAUAUCCGCCGACUCGAGGGACCAGUUCGGCUCCAGCCACUCCCUCCCCGAGGUACAGCAGCACAUGAGAGAGGAGUCCAGGACCCGAGGCUAUGAUCGGGACAUAGCCUUCAUAAUGGACGACCUGCAAGGUGCCAUGUCUGAUAGCGAAGCAGGAGGCGCUAGCUGGGAUGUGGAAGCGUAUCACCUGCGGCGUGAGGAGACCGAUUGGUUCGACAAGCCACGCGAGGGGCGCGGGGAAAACGGGCAGGCGGCGGACCGCAAACAGAUGAAACCUACCUACUACCCUUUCCCCCAUACUAGAGUCAAACUGCAGAGGGAUCCCAAAGACCACAGUGUAUCAGGCAACGGACUAGGCAUAAGAGUGGUGGGCGGGAAGGAGAUCCCUGGGAGCAGUGGGGACAUCGGAGCGUACAUUGCCAAAGUUUUACCAGGUGGAGCUGCCGAACAGACAGGACAGGUUGUGGAAGGAAUGCAGGUGCUGGAAUGGAACCGAGCUCCUCUGACGGGUAAAACCUACGAAGAAGUCCAGGGCCUCGUGAGCCAGCAGUGCGGCGAGGCGGAGAUAUGCGUCAGACUAGAUUUGAACAUGCUGUCGGAUUCUGAACACCCCCAGCACCUGGAGCUGCACGAUCAGACAAAGGCUGGAGACAGGCAGAGGUCCCCUGGAGUCGACCCCAAACAGUUGGCCGCGGAGCUACAGAAGGUCUCCCAGCAGCAGGCGCCUUCCACGGCCGCGUCCGCCACGGAGAAAGGACCCCACCCCCAGUCGGGCACUGCGUCGGCUGCCUCGAGUGCCGUCCCCAGCCCAGGCCAGCCGGGCUCGCCCUCCGUCAGCAAGAAAAGACACAGCAGCAAGUCCACAGAAGCUGUAAAGACUCAGUCCCAUCCAAUCACAGGGGAGAUCCAGCUUCAAAUCAAUUAUGAUAAGAAUCUCGGAAAUCUAAUCGUGCACGUUCUACAAGCAAGAAACCUUGCCCCUCGGGACAACAAUGGCUACUCUGACCCAUUCGUUAAAGUGUACCUGCUGCCAGGAAGAGGCCAAGUCAUGGUUGUCCAGAACGCAAGCGCCGAGAACAAGAGGAGAACGAAGCACGUGCAGAAAAGCUUGAACCCCGAAUGGAACCAGACGGUGAUUUAUAAAAACAUCCACCUGGAACAGCUGAAAAAGAAGACCCUGGAGGUGACCGUGUGGGACUACGACCGAUUCUCCUCCAAUGACUUCCUCGGAGAGGUGCUCAUUGACCUGUCGAACACGGCCCAGCUGGACAACACCCCCCGCUGGCUCCCCCUAAAGGAGCAGAUGGAGAGCAUCGAGCACGGGAGGCCCCACUCUGGCGGGGGAAGCCAGCAGUCCCCCAAGCCCUCCGUCAUCAAAAGCCGGAGCCACGGCAUCUUCCCCGACCCGUCCAAGGACAUGCAGGUGCCCACUAUUGAGAAAUCUCACAGUAGCCCCGGGAGUUCCAAACCGUCCUCCGAGGGACACUCGCGCUCUCACGGAUCGCCCCGCAGUCAGAGCAAAAGCGGCGUCGCUCAGGCGCCCCCGGAGGACGCGGGCGUCGCCACAGCGGCGGCCGAAGCAGCCGCCCAGCAGCACCGCCUCCAACCAAGUAAAGAACAAAAGGGGAGUGAAACUGGCUGUUUCCAAAAACCAAGGCUGGGAUCGCACUCCGGGCCGGGCCAUGUUGAGGCCUCACUGGCCCAGUCUGUUGAAGCGUUUCCGCUUCCUUCAACGCCCGCUCCCCGCUCCUGCGCUGUUGCGCAGCACCUCAGAAGUCAGCGAGCUUCGCGGCUCUUCUCCCCGACUCAAGCUCAAGCCCGAGAAUCGCUCGAACAGCCAGUUUUGAAGCCGCUCGACCCUUUCGAGUUCCCGUGCAUGCGGUGUGCUCCUUUCUCGUCUUCUUUUUUUUUGGUUUUCUUUUUUUGUUUUCUCUCUGGUGUCUGGACCACGACGCACCUCAGUAGAGACGAUGACCCGCACGCCUCUCGGAGGGAACGCACGUGCGUUGGUUUUUUUUUUUGUUGUUUUUUUUUUUUUGGUGCAUGCGCCGACGCGUUUUACAGUAAGCUGGGUCCAUGCGAGGAUACACACUCUGGGUUUCCAUUUCGUCCCUCUCGCGCGGGCGCCCCCCCCCCAACCCCCGCAGUUCAUAAGAGCGGUCAGGCAGGCCGCGAGAAGAGACGGCACAGACACGGCCUAGCCGGAGCACUGACAAUACAAAGGACUCAGUCUGACUAUCUGCCCGCGCCGGCCAAUGACGGCAAAGACACGAAUCACCUGACCAUCAGGAAAGUGAUGUCUGACGGGACACCAAUCGCAGGAGGAGGUGAGAAAAGUACGCCUCGUCUCUCUGGAAAGGCAAGGGUUUUUUUUUUUUUAAUGCCGUGCAGGCACUUUCUGCCCUCAGCAACUGAUCCUGGAUCAGAGUUCAAAUUAGACGCCAAAUGGAUGGGAUCGGGAAUGGGAGGCGGGCGGUCUGAUCGUAGAUCAGUUGUCAUGGACUGGCGCGCGGGGCGUCUCUUUAAAUUUCCGACCGGUUCCCCCCCAGCGGCAGCUCGCCCCGGCCACCGGGCGACGGACACCCCUGCGACGACGGCGCCCCCCGCUGGCGGCCUGGGCGGCAGCGGCUUCGACCUGGACAGCGAGGGCGGCGGCAACGGCGACGCCAUCGACAGCGCCAUCUUCCAGGUUCCCCGAAUUGGGAAGACAGUCCCAAACGGUACAGAUAAGACCCGGGGACCGGACGCGCUGAAGCCGACGCUGGGGUUCGGGGAUGCAGAAGGUAAAACGCAGGUGAUGGGGGAGAUCAAGAUCGCACUGAAGAAGGAGGUGAAGACCGAGGGAGAGCAGCUCAUCGUGGAGAUCCUCCAGUGCAGGAACAUCACCUAUAAAUUCAAGACUCCUGACCACCUCCCAGACCUGUAUGUGAAGCUCUACGUGGUCAACGUGGCGACGCAGAAGAAGGUGAUCAAAAAGAAGACGAGGGUGUGCCGGCACGACCGAGAGCCGUCCUUCAACGAGACGUUCCGCUUCGCCAUGAAUCCGGCGGGACACUCCAUCCAGCUCUUCCUGGUGUCCAACGGGGGGAAGUUUGUGAAAAAGACGUUGAUCGGAGAGACCUACAUCUGGCUGGACAAGGUGGACCUGCGGAAACGGGCGGUCAGCUGGCACAAGCUUCUGGCCAGCUCGACGCAGACCCAGUCGUAGAUGGGCGCGGCUCGAGGACGAGGACAAGGACGAGGAAGAGGACGAGGUCGAGGAUGGGGGGGAGGAGGGGCGACCGCCUGGCCGGGGUCUUCAAUCAGAGGACAGUGCUCUGUGUCUGUCGCUGUCGGGCGGCCGGCAGAGGGGAGAGCCGGCCGCGCCGAACUCCACGCCAAGGGGUUUUAGGGUCACGGCCACCGUUACCUGUCCCGGUCCAAUCCAUACACAGGAUAACCUGGAGAGACACAGAGGCCUGCUGCGAAUGAGGGCUGGCAGGAAGGCAGAAACAGGCAAGAGGAGAUCCCUGCAAUCACCUCUCAACAGGGAAUCAAACACACAGAACCAGCUAGGAUGGGGUACGAGAUGUCAAGGCUCUAGUAGAAGCUCUACAAUGUAAUGAUGUCACUUCCUCCCUCCAACCCC